Trichoderma virens Gv29-8 is the source of this 408-nucleotide messenger RNA. RefSeq lists its product as uncharacterized. The coding region runs from base 1 to 408 and encodes 135 amino acids. Lineage: Eukaryota; Fungi; Ascomycota; Sordariomycetes; Hypocreales; Hypocreaceae. The transcript has a single exon. The record is from RefSeq and is a predicted model, not a curated record.
AUGAACGAUCCGUACAUGCAACAAAUUAUUGAUGGGUCAAAAACCUACGAAUUUCGGAAAUACAGUAUGAUGGGAAUUAAACGAAUCUGGUUUUAUCGCACUGCACCACACUCGGCAAUUACCCACGUUUGUGAAGUCGAGCCUGCAGCGAGCAGAGGUCCAGGUCACGACCCUCUCCCAGAAGAUGGAUUGGGCAACAAGGAAUUCAACGAUAGACAUGCUGAUUGGGAUGGAUAUGACUUUGCGUAUCGCAUCAACUCUGUGUAUGAGAUCAACGCAUCAGGCGGCAUCAAAUGGGCCACGCUGAGAGAUGAGCAUGGAAUGAAAGGCCCUCCCCGCGGGCGAGUUACCUUGCCACAAUCGAUACGAGAGCAAUUCAAGUGGGCAGAGCAGACUAAAAUCCGUUAA